This is a messenger RNA of Brachypodium distachyon (stiff brome), 4196 nucleotides long. Its product is annotated as filament-like plant protein 4. Bases 639 to 3788 code for a protein of 1049 amino acids. The transcript has 6 exons. Lineage: Eukaryota; Viridiplantae; Streptophyta; Magnoliopsida; Poales; Poaceae. The record is from RefSeq and is a predicted model, not a curated record.
UUAGCCCACCUACCGGCUGCAGCAGAGCACCCCCAUAACAAAAAGCACCCGCACCUCCAUUCCCCACCCUGCCUUCUCUCUCCUCUCCUCUUCCUCUCCCCAGCACGGCCAGAACUUCUCCAUUGAUAGCAGCGGAGCGAGAGGAGAGGUGCAUUCCCAAACCACGAGCACACGUACCCCCCAAGCCCAAGCCGACCACGCGAAGGCAGCGCUACGGGCUACUGAGGUUGGCUGCCACGCGCUCGCCGCUCGUGCUAGCAGCAGCAGGGGGAGGAGGAGGAGGAAGAGGUGGGAUUCGAAAGGGCAAAAGUUGCGGGAGCAAAAGGGAGGGGCGAGGCCCGGGGCCGGGGGUAAAAGGCGGGGAGGGGGGGGGGGGGGGUUGGAGUGGGCGGCAUCCAGCGCAAUCCAAUCCGCUAAAGCGCGGCUGCCUGAUUGAUUGGAAGUGUGCGCUGCAAGCGAGCGACGACCGCAUCGCUACGGCCACCACCGACACUCCCCCGCGCCGAUCGGAGCCGCGCAUCAGAUCCAGUUGCCGCCGGAAUUGCGGCGGACUCCGGCGCCCGCGAGUGCCCCACCGGAUCUGCAUUCGCCGAAGGACCUAUCCAGCCCGCGCUCUCGCGUCCCAUACCUUGUGUGAGAUGGAUCGGCGCAGCUGGCCUUGGAAGAAGAAAUCAUCUGACAAAUCGUCAAAUGCAGAUGCGUCGCACAACUCUAAUCAACCAGAACAGGAUGAGAAAGUUCCAAAAUUUGUGCAGAUUUCACCAGAAACAUAUGCACAUCUUACUGAUUCUGAAGAACAAGUAAAAGUCUUGGAUGAAAAGGUGAAUGUCUUGAAUGAGAAACUAUCUGCAUCACAAUCUGAGAUCACUACCAAAGAUGCCCUAGUGAAACAGCAUGCUAAAGUAGCUGAAGAAGCUGUAUCAGGUUGGGAGAAAGCUGAAGCGGAAGCCUCAGCACUCAAGGUUCAGCUUGAAACUGUUACAUUGUCUAAGCUAGCAGCCGAGGAACGAGCUGCCCAUCUGGAUGGUGCUCUGAAAGAGUGCAUGAAGCAAGUAAGAACUGUCAAGGAAGAAGGCGAGCAGAAGCUACAUGACGUAGUCUUUGCAAAAACCAAACAAUGGGAGAAGAUAAAGGCCGAGUUGGAAGAAAAGUUGCUUGAAUUUGAACAUGAGCUCAUAAGGGCAGGUGCUGAGAAUGAUGCACUCUCCAGAUCACUCCAAGAGCGGGCAGAUUUGUUGAUGAAAAUUGAUGAAGAAAAAGCCCAGGCAGAAGCAGAAAUUGAAGUCUUGAAAAGCACGAUUCAAUCAGGUGAAAGGGAAAUAAACUCACUGAAAUAUGAAAUACAUGUUGUGUCAAAAGAGCUUGAAAUCCGCAAUGAAGAAAAGAACAUGAGUGUGCGCUCAGCUGAUGUAGCAACUAAACAGCACCUGGAGGAUGUUAAGAAAAUAUCAAAACUGGAAGCUGAAUGCCAAAGAUUACGUGGCCUUGUUCGGAAAAAGUUACCAGGCCCUGCUGCAUUAGCUCAGAUGAAAAUGGAAGUGGAGAGCCUGGGAGUGGGCAGAGAUUAUGGAGACAACAGAUUGCGACGAUCCCCUGCAAAGAAUUCCAGCUUCCAUCGUCCUAUGUCCCCCAUGUCUCCAGUUCCUGAUUUUGCCUUUGAUAACCUACAACACAUGCAGAAAGAGAAUGAGUUUCUGACUGCACGUUUAUUAACUACAGAAGAAGAAACUAAGAUGCUACAAGAGGCAUUAACAAAACGGAACAGUGAGCUACAAACUUCAAGAAGCAUGUAUGCUAAGAUAGCUGGCAAGCUCCGCAGCUUGGAAGUUCAAAUGCUGAAUGGUAACCAACGUAAGAGUCCAUCAACUCCAAGCAUGGAUAUCCACUUUGACGGUGCAUUGAGCCAGAAUGGAAGCAAUCCACCUAGUAUGACUUCCAUGUCUGAAGAUGGUGUUGAUGAUGAAGGAAGUUGUACUGAGUCUUGGGCCAAUGCUCUGGUAUCUGAGCUCUCACAAAUCAAGAAAGAGAAAGGAACUAAGGGCAGUGUAACUGAAGGCUCCAAUCGGUUGGAACUAAUGGAUGACUUCCUAGAGAUGGAGAGACUUGCUUGUUUGCCUUCUGAAGCUAACUGCCAUGGCAAUACAGUUGACAAAAUGAAGACUGAUGGUGCUGAGGCUACUUUAUCUGGUAUUACUGAAAGAGAUGGUGUUAAAGAUUUGCAGUCUGCUUUACCAUUGCCAAGUACUCCAUCUAGUAAACAGCAGCUGUCUGAGGGCUCUCCACUCCUGAAAUUGCAAUCCAGAAUAUCUUCCCUUCUGGACUCUGAAUCACCGCAGAACAAUGUUGGGAAGGUACUAAACAGUAUCAGAAAUAUUCUAAAGGAUAUUGAAGAAGAGGCGGAUUCAAUGAACGGCAACAAGACUUAUCAUGCUGACAUGGUUGAAGUUGCUGACAAUGUAUCAUUAAUGAAGCAAGAUGAGAGUUUGCACACUGGGAGCAAACAUGCCAUGGAUGAAGAAUUUAUAAAGGCCGUUUUGAAGAUUCAAGACUUUGUCAAGUCAGUUGAUCAAGAAAUGUCCGAGUACCAAGGGCAGUCUUCUGAUUAUGAUGGACUAUGCAGGAAAAUACAGGAGUUCUCUGCGCUGGUUGAGAAGGUUCUGUCAAAUGAAAAUGUCAUAAAUGACAUCAUUUUGGCGCUGUCCCAUAUCUUGUCAGAAACUAGUGAGAUUAAGCUCGCAAUGUUGAGAGACAACACCAAUGAAGCAGACAGUAAUAAUUUGGAUUAUGUUGAUAAAGUGACACUGCUUGAAAACAAAGUGCAGCUUGUGCCACUGAAAGAUAACAUUUCUGUCACUUGCCCACUUAUUCCUCAUUCAUCUUCUGAUCCUGAGAUUGUGGGGCCUAUAGAUGCCAGAUUUGAUAUUAAGACUGCAGUGCAGUUGUGCUCACCAGAAGACUACGAGCAACUUAAAUCCGAGAAGAUCAAUUUGGAGUCAGAAUUAGCGAGGUGCAGUGAAAUGAUAGAAGAUACAAAGUUUAGGUUUAUUGAGAUGCAGAAUAACCUGGAAGAUCUUACAUCCAAGUUGGCUGCCAGUGAGAAUUCAAAUAGCUUGGCAGAGACACAGUUGAAGUGUAUGGUUGAAUCCUACAAGUCGCUUGAAUCAAGGAAAGUUGAAUUAGAAAAUGAAAUAAAAGUGUUGCAGUCAAAGAUAGACACUUUAACAGCUGAACUCACUGAUGAAAGAACAAGUCAUCAGGACGACUUAGCCAGAUACAAAGAUCUUGAGGAGAAGAUGGAAAGGUAUGAGAACGAGAGGAGUCCAAUGCAUGUGGACGAGGUUGAAGAUACCAAAUCAAAGCAGGAGGUAGAGAUAGCGGCUGCAGCAGAAAAGCUUGCAGAGUGCCAGGAGACCAUGCUGAUUCUUGGUCGUCAACUGCAAGCUAUGCGUCCUCCAGCAGAGUCAAUUGGUUCCUCACCGACCCAGCAACGGAUGGAGGACUUUUUGCAAGACAAUGUUGGAACAACCGAAGGAGACUAUUCCCAGAAACCAUCAGCCCAGUUUGAUACAGAUCAGGAAAUGCUUGGAUCAGGAAACGUAUCUCCUCUCAAUGGAUACAAGACUCACAUGACUCCAUCUGAUGCGGACGGAAAUCCCUUCCUUUCGACGAACAGUUCCAAGCGCCCAAAGCAUAGAUCGAGAUCCAACUCCUCUUCCUCGUUUGGUAACCAGUUGCCAGAGAAACAAAGCCGGGGCUUUAGUCGGUUCUUCACCAAGGGCAAAGAGUGAACAUUAGCUUGCUUGAAACUUUGUGUUGACUUGUCACAGCUAAUGACAGUUCAGCGCAGGCCAUGAAUAUCUAUAGAGCCAGUCAGCGAAACCUGCUUGUGUAUUAUUUGAGGAGAUGCCUUCGGUGGUUCAGUUACUGAAAUAAUACUUAUCUUGCAGCCGAUCGGGUGAGGCAGAUUGUGUGAGUGUUAGAUGUCAGUAUCUUCUUCUGCUCGAGUAUUUUCUGGGUUGCUGUUUGUCUGAAACAUCACUAAGACCUCACUGUACAUGUGCUUACUUGCAUGAAGAAGAGCGUUGCUGCUGUUGGUUUCUGUUUCUUUCUCUUGUGGUGUAACCUGUGUAUGUCGUUGGUGCCUCAAACUGGCUUGCUGUACAGUUAAGUUAACCUGCAUUAAUUUGAACGCCAAA